AUGAGUUUAUCUCAUAACAAAAGAUGGACAAAGUUAGAUUCCAUAUUGCAAACCACACUUGGAAGGGCUACAUACAAGGCAAUGCAAAAAAAAGAUAAAUUUAAAGAAGGAAAAAUUCUGAAGAAAGCAUCAGAUUUUGCAAAGACAAUAUUGGGCAAGAAUAAAGAAGAUGAAAUAAUGCACAUAGCAUUAUAUAGUCACUCAGAACCAGAGAUGCUCAACACAAAUGGUUCUUCUUCUGGGCAACAAACUGUUGCUGAAAUCUUGACUGGAAAUGAGGAAGAUGAGAGAGAAGAUGAGAGAGUCAAGAGAUAUGAUGACAGCAGUGAUGUGCUGUUUGAAAACAGUGAUGAUGUUUACUCUGAGGCCAUCAUCAACAGAAAGAUCUUAUCUCUUCUGAAGAAGCAAGAUCACCAUCUUGAAAAACAAGCCCAGCACAUGGAAAAGCAAGAGGCUUUUUUUGACAAGUGCUUGAUUCUUCUAUAA
Molecule: messenger RNA, 486 nt
Organism: Phycomyces blakesleeanus NRRL 1555(-)
Lineage: Eukaryota; Fungi; Mucoromycota; Mucoromycetes; Mucorales; Phycomycetaceae
Exons: 2
Coding region: 1-486 (161 amino acids)
Source: RefSeq, a predicted model, not a curated record